Messenger RNA from Psylliodes chrysocephalus, 1337 nucleotides. Lineage: Eukaryota; Metazoa; Arthropoda; Insecta; Coleoptera; Chrysomelidae. The record is from the annotation of a GenBank genome assembly.
UGAUGAUUCAGAUGUCAGAUGAUGUGUAUAAAAACCGGUGUUGUUUAUUUAAAUCUGUUUGUUUAUAUUCUUUCUCAUAGAUAAAUAAAAGGUUCAUUCUGUUAUUUAAAGUUGAGUGAUAAUAUUGAAUUUUUGAUUGAAGGCAAGGCAACCAAAGAUGAAAUUACAUAUUUUAUCUAUAUUAACUUUGGCUUCAUCAUGCCUAACAAUACAACUGCCACAACCACAUCCUUUAUCAGAUGAAUUCAUCAACUCUAUCAAUUCAGCUCAAUCGACAUGGACAGCAGGUCGUAACUUUGCAGAAAAUAUUCCUCUUUCUUAUAUUAAAAAAUUAAUGGGAGUUCUUCCGGAUCAUCAAAAUUACAUGCCUCCAGUUUUGAUACACAGUCUAGAAGGUGUUCAAUUACCAACAGAUUUCGACGCACGUCAACAGUGGCCAAAUUGCCCAACAAUUCAGGAGAUAAGAGACCAAGGGUCAUGCGGUUCAUGUUGGGCAUUUGGAGCAGUAGAAGCCAUGUCAGACAGAAUAUGUAUCCAUUCAAAUGGAAAAGUUCAUUUCCACGUAUCAUCUGAUGAUUUGGUGUCCUGUUGUUGGACGUGCGGUAUGGGUUGUAACGGCGGCUUUCCCGGUGCUGCAUGGCAUUAUUGGGUCAGAAAAGGUUUAGUCUCUGGAGGACAGUACGGAACUAAUCAAGGCUGCCGACCUUACGAAAUCCCUCCCUGCGAGCAUCACGUAAACGGCACGCGCCCCCCUUGCAACGGCGAUGACGGAAAAACACCGAAAUGCACUAAACAGUGCGAAAGUUCUUACACCAUUCCUUAUGCUAAAGACAAGAAUUUCGGAGCCAAAGCGUAUUCUAUUAGCAGCGAUGUCAACCAAAUUCAAACGGAAAUCCAGAAAAAUGGACCGGUAGAGGGAGCUUUUACCGUAUAUGCCGAUUUCGUUAAUUACAAAUCUGGAGUCUACCAACACGUAGAAGGAGAAGUCUUAGGAGGACACGCCAUUCGUAUUCUUGGUUGGGGUGAACAGAAUGGUACGCCUUACUGGUUGGUUGCCAAUUCCUGGAAUAGAGACUGGGGUGAUCAUGGAACUUUCAAAAUUCUUAGAGGAAAGGAUCAUUGUGGAAUCGAAAGUGGUGUCGUUGCUGGUAUACCUAAAUAAGCUAUUUUAAAAUACAAAUAACUAUUACUUUAUCAUCGUUAGUUUUGAAUCUUUAAAUGCUGAAUAUAAGUAUAUUAUUUUAUGUUGAAAUGUGAUUUUAGAGUUAAUUUUACUUUUUAAAAAAUAGAUUACAUUAAGUUGUUUCUUUUACUGUCUGUUGUCUCUGUAAUGUUUG